This is a messenger RNA of Effrenium voratum, 546 nucleotides long. The record is from the annotation of a GenBank genome assembly. NCBI's taxonomy places the organism in Eukaryota, Dinophyceae, Suessiales, Symbiodiniaceae.
AUGCGUGGGUGCACCGGGUACCGACCCAUCCUGGACGCGGCCAAAGCCUUCGCCUGCGACAAGGACAAGUGCCCCUCCGCGUCGGAGGAGCCAGCGGACCCGGCGGCGGAGAAAGGCACGCGCGUGACGAGCUGCACGGCGCAGGCGGUGCAGGGGGCGGCGGAGGUGAAGGCGCCCAGCUUCCCCGAGGAGCUGAAGACGGCGGGGCUGGAGCCGCUGAAGAUCUGCGGCUCGAAGGUCACGUGGUACCGCCCCACCGACUUGGCCUCGCUGCUGCUGCUGAAGCAGGCGGAGCCAAAGGCAAAGAUGGUGGCGGGCAACACAGAAGUUGGCAUUGAGAUGAAGUUUAAGCAGUGCGAGUACCCGGUGACCAUCUCCACCGUCGCCGUAAAGGAGCUCCACAGCUUGCGCUUCGAGGACAAGACUUUGGUCAUCGGAGGCGCGGUGACCCUCAGCACGCUGGAGCACUUUCUGGAGAGCCAAGAGCUCCCGCAGCGCUUCCAGGCGCAUCAGGGAUGCAUUCUAAUGGGUUCUUUGGGGACGUAG